This is a messenger RNA of Chaetomium globosum CBS 148.51, 6552 nucleotides long. RefSeq lists its product as uncharacterized. The record is from RefSeq and is a predicted model, not a curated record. Lineage: Eukaryota; Fungi; Ascomycota; Sordariomycetes; Sordariales; Chaetomiaceae. The transcript is spliced from 10 exons. The coding region runs from base 1 to 6552 and encodes 2183 amino acids. Gene Ontology annotation, molecular function: ATP binding; ATP hydrolysis activity; helicase activity.
AUGUCUUCGCCGGAUUCGUCACGGCGAGUUGGCCGCCUUCGACACGUGUUUCUAGAGACACUUGAUGGAAAGCGCUUCGUACGCAGCCCUCGUGAAGGGCAGCUGUUUCUCGAAGCCUUGCGCACUCAACCAUCACCGAGUCGAUGUGUGGAACUACUCUUGUCUAAGCCUGCGGGCUUAAAUGCCGUGAGAGAGGCAGUUCGCUCGGAUCUAUCCGCCGCGUUCAUCUCGACCCACACCAUGCCCUUUCUACGAUUCCUCUCAGACCCCGGGAUCAAAACCCUCGUCGAUGGGCAGCAUCUUGAGCAGGUGCUCCUGGCUAUUGCCAACCCCCCGACUCUGCUGAACGCCUUAAUCGCUUUAUUCGACUCGGGUAGCCUUCCGGAAGGGGACCUUUAUUCGUUUGCUUGGCUAGCACUCGAGCUCAUAUCGCUCCGCCCAGAAGCGCAAGUGGAUGUCUCAAGUCUUGUGCGGUGUGUGUCGGACGACCAGCGUUUUGUCAAGUCCCAAGACCACACGACUCGCGAGUUGGGCUACAAGAUCAACAAGGUCAUUCAGCUUCGAUCUUCUCCAGGCCACAAAGAAGAACCCGGCGGACCCGGUGGGCGACACGACAACGACUUCGCCAAUAUCAGCAAAAUCCACAUUUAUCCGACAACCGACGAGUUUCUGUCCACACAACAACCGUACUACCAAACAGCGCGGGAAAUCAUGGAUAUCGAAGUUGAAAAGCGUCCGCGGGCCCAUCUGGAUAAUCACUUCCGUCUUCUACGGGAAGAUAUGCUCGCCGAGCUACGCGAAGACAUACAAGUGGCAACGGGAAGAAAGAAGGGGAGACGGAGUGCCCUAGUGUUGGGUCAUUUCGUCCCUGCUGGUAUUGACAUCGGAGAUGAGACGUCGGGGAAAUACAAGCGGUGCACGCUGCUCCUGAAGUGCUUUUCUGGUCUCGUUAUUCUCAACGAUAUGCAGGAUGAUGGAGCCCGAAAAAGGUACCUCAAAGAUCAUGCAAGUUUUCUCAGGCAUCAGGGGUUUGGCGUUUUGUGCCGCGAGCAGGAGAUUUUGGGGUUUGCCUUUGUCGACCGUGACAUCGACAUGCUCGCUCAAUCGCCCCCUGUCGUGGCUCUCCAGUUCACCGAUGACGAAGCCCUUCGGCGCGCCCUUCUUGCCCUUUCGGUUUCCAAACGGGAGCUGGUACAGUUCAUUCUGGUUGACACGCCAGUCUUUGCCUACGAGCCGGUCUUACUUGGACUGCAACGCAUAACGGACUUGCCGCUGCUCGACCUCCUAGUCAACCCCGCUGCUAUCCCCGAUUCCGGGUUUCAGGCGCCGAAAGGUCUGGGACCGCUCAUCUCUAGGCUUGAGGUUGCUGCAAAGACUCUAAAUCCCGACGGCGUCGUGGCACUGGUGAAAAAGUCAACGGGCAGAUUAGUUGAGGUCGACGAUUCCCAACUCAACGCCCUGCUUCUCGCCCUGACCAGCCCAGUGAGCCUCAUCCAAGGCCCCCCAGGGACCGGAAAAUCAUUUAUUGGGGCUCAGAUUGCGCGCUGUUUGUUCGAGGCCGGUCUUCGUAUCCUGGUCUUGAGUUACACCAACCACGCACUCGAUCAGUUCUUGGAAGAUCUCCUCAAAGCCGGGAUCCCGGCCCAAGACGUCGUUCGAAUUGGCUCCAAGGCAAAAUGCACGCCGCAAACCGCACACCUGCUCUUAUCUGAUCAAAGAAGGCAAUUCCGCCGCUCCCAACAAGGAUGGGAUAUCAUCAAUCUUCUCAAGCAGGAAGCGGCAAGCCUGGGAGGGAGACUAAAGGAGGCGUUGCAACGGUUUACGAGCUUCUCUCCUAAGUGGCAUGAUAUUGAAGAGUAUUUGGAAUUCGAGGACGGAGGCAAAGACUUUCUUGACGCCCUCAGGGUUCCAAGGCAGAGCAACGGCUGGGCUCAGGCGGGCAAGGGAGGCAAGGCAAUCGGUCCCGACUAUCUUUACCUACAGUGGAUCAGAGGUCAAGGCCCAGGAAAGGUUUUGAAGCGCCUUUCUCCCACCGCAAAGACUGUGUGGAACAUGCCGCCCCAGGUUCGGGAGCAACAUCAUAACAAAUGGCUACGGUCUAUGCUCGAGGAGCAUCUUCAGAUCAUCGAGGAUCUCAGCCGAAACUUCAACGACGUGCAGAGAAAGAUCAGCCUCCAGUUUAGCGAAGCCGACGCAAACGCCGUGCUCGAAAAGAAGAUCAUCGGGUGUACCACAACUGGAGCGGCCAAAUACGACCGCCUGAUCCGUGCAGCAAAGCCGGACGUUAUCUUGAUUGAGGAGUCGGGGGAGAUCCUCGAGAGUCAUGUGUUGACAGCCCUUGCAAGCACAGUCAAACAGCUCGUGUUGAUUGGAGACCACAAACAACUGCGCCCAAAGAUCAACAAUUACGCGCUUUCUGUCGAGAGAGGUGAUGGUUUUGACCUUAACCGCUCGCUCUUUGAGCGCCUCAUUCUGCAGGGCGCAAAUCACGCGACCCUCCUCAAGCAACACCGGAUGGUUCCCGAGAUCUCCGUCUUUGCCCGUGAGCUCACUUAUCCAGACUUGCUCGAUGGAGCCAAGACCAGCGGUCGGCCGGAGAUACUCGGGCUGCAGGACCGAGUGAUCUUCCUGAAUCACACCAAACAAGAAGAUACGGACAAGCAGCUUCGAGACCGCCGUGACCCCGGCAUGAAGGAGAGCAAGAAAAACACAUUCGAAGCAGAGAUGGUCCUGCGGUGCGUCAAGUAUCUCGGCCAGCAGGGGUACGCCUCGGACAAGAUUGUCAUCUUGACACCUUAUCUGGGCCAGCUGCGUGUCCUACGGGAUCUCCUGGCCAAGAACCAGCAUGACCCUGCACUGAGCGAGAUGGACAAGAACGAACUGAUCCGGGCUGGACUGAUAAGCGCAGCGGCCGCCAACCUCGACAAGAAGCCUCUCCGCAUAUCCACAAUAGAUAACUACCAGGGUGAGGAAAGCGAUAUCGUGAUUGCUUCACUUACACGCAGCAACCCAUCCGGAGAUAUCGGUUUCAUGUCGGCCCCAGAGCGCUUGAAUGUUUUGAUCACCCGUGCUCGGAACGGCAUCGUGCUCAUCGGCAACAUGGACACCUUCAUGAAUAGUAAGAAAGGAAAGGCCACUUGGCAUCCCUUUUUCGACCUACUCAAGAGCAAGGGACAUCUGUACGAUGGUCUCCCCGUGUAUUGCGGCAAACAUCCAAAGAGAACGGCGUUGCUCAAGGACCCAUUGGACUUUGACAAGUCGUGCCCUGACGGAGGGUGCACUGAGUUAUGCGAUGCCCCCCUGAAAUGUGGCGUCCACAAAUGCACAUCCCGAUGCCAUCGUGUCGUCGACCACAGCCGCCAAGAAUGCAAACAACUGGUGUCAAGGGUGUGCGAUAGGAAACAUAAAACUAAGGUCCUCUGCGGGAAGCAAAAAGACGGCUGCCACAAGUGUAUUCAAGAAGACAAAGAGACGGAGCGGAGGGUCAAGCGCGAUUUGCAGCUGGAACAAGACCGCGCGCAGCGCGAGGCCGAGUACACCAAGAAGCUCCAGGAGAUACAGGACGAAAUCGAUCAUCAGCGUCGCAUCAACAAGUACGAGGCCGAAGAGGAGCUGCGCAAGCAGACACUCGAGCAGCAACUUUCUGACCUCGAGGCCUUGAAAGACGCACAAAAGAGACUUCGUCAACAGAACAAGCUCCUGGAAGAGGCAGCAGAACAAGCUGCGAAGGCGAAGGCGACCGCCGCCACGCGAUCAAAAGACAAAAAGUUCGCCACGUCGUCCAAGGAGCCUGACUGGUCAAGUGGUGCCCAAGCAGAAUGGGAUUUCUUAAAGCAGUACGAGGGAGCACAGAGCAAACCACUCGACGACUUGAUGGAAAUGAUCGGACUGGAAGAGGUCAAGCAGGAGUUCCUCAGCGUCAAGUCAAAAGUCGACACUGCCUUGCGGCAAGGAAUUACGAUGAAGGAAGAGAGAUUCAGUUGCUCCAUGCUGGGAAAUCCCGGAACUGUCGCGCGCAUGUACGCCCAGUUUCUGACAGAGCUUUGCGUCAUUCCCGGCUCGUGUUUUAAAGAAAAUACCGGCGCUGGCCUGGCAAACAUGGGCGUUUCGGGCUGCAAAAGCUUGGUCGACGAAAUCCUUAAUGAGGGCGGCGGCGUGUUGUUCAUCGACGAGGCCUAUCAAUUGACCUCCGGCAACAGCCCAGGCGGAGGAGCCGUCCUGGACUACCUGCUCGCCGAAGUGGAGAAUCUCAGGGGCAAGGUCGUCUUUGUACUUGCUGGGUACAACAAGCAGAUGGAGAGCUUUUUUGCUCACAACCCAGGGCUCCCCAGCCGCUUCCCCGUCGACAUGAAAUUUGCAGAUUAUACGGACGAGGAGCUCCUGAAAAUCUUGGAGCUCAAGGUCAACAAGAAGUACAAUGACAACAUGACCUGCGAGGACGGAUUGACUGGGUUGUAUUGCCGCAUUGUUUCUAGACGCAUUGGAUAUUCGCGUGGAAAGGAAGGCUUUGGUAAUGCCCGAGCCGUUGAGAACGCCUUGGACAAGAUCUCUCGCAGACAAGCGAACCGCCUGCGAAGAGAACGCAAGAUGAAGGGUGCCAAGCCAAACGAUCUCUUCUUUACCAAGGAGGACUUGAUUGGGCCGGAGCCGGGCGAGGCACUUACCAAAUGCGAAGCCUGGAAGAAACUCCAGGGCUUGAUUGGUCUUGGGGCUGUCAAACAGGCAGUCAUGUCCCUUGUCGACACCAUCCAGCAGAACUACAUCCGGGAACUGGAAGAGCAACCCCCGAUCCAGUACUCACUCAACAAGGUCUUCCUCGGUAACCCCGGCACUGGAAAGACGACUGUGGCAAAUCUGUAUGGAGCUAUUUUGGUAUCCCUUGGGUUGUUGUCCAAGGGGGAAGUUAUUACCAGGAACCCCUCUGACUUCGUCGGCGCCCAUCUGGGACAAUCAGAGCAGCAAACAAAGGCCAUCCUCGCCGCAGCGGUUGGCAAGGUUCUCGUCAUUGACGAAGCCUACGGCCUCUAUGGUGGUGGAUCACAGAGCGGGACGUCGGAUCCGUACAAAACCGCCGUCAUCGACACCAUCGUAGCAGAUGUCCAAAGCGUUCCAGGCGACGAUCGUUGUGUCUUGCUACUCGGGUACAAAAGCCAGAUGGAGGAGAUGUUUCAAAAUGUCAAUCCUGGGUUGAGCCGGCGUUUCCCCAUUGCCUCCGGGUUCAAUUUUGAGGAUUACACACACGAGGAGAUGCGCAGCAUCUUCGACCUCAAGCUCAAGCAGCAAAGCUUAUCAGGCGAAAUUGACAGCCUCCUUGAUGCUACCAAAGCCCGUCAUCAGUCUCGUUUCUCGAAAGGAGAGGCAAAGUCCGCCAGCCUUUUAGAAGCACUGGACUUUGACGAGAACUUUGACCGGGCAGCAAAGUCUGAAACCAAUGUUCAGAAACUUUUCGAAGCCACAGUCGGCUCCGAGCAAAUCGUCACGCUGCUCCAAGGUUACCAGGACACCGCAAAACGACCACGGCUAAGAAGAUGGGCCCAGGUGUUCUACGACAUGGGCUUCAUCGCCGCAGCCGAAGUGGUCGAGUGCUCUGCCACGGACCUGAUCGGACAAUAUGUCGGUCAAACAGGACCAAAGGUUCAGCAGCUCUUUGACAAAGCCCUUGGAAGGGUUCUCUUCGUCGACGAGGCGUACCGGCUGGCAGAGGGACAUUUCGCCAAGGAAGCCAUGGAUGAGAUAGUGGACUCGGUUACCAAAGACCGGUAUUACAAGAAACUUGUCAUUAUCCUGGCCGGGUACGAGGCUGAUAUCAACCGGCUGAUGACGGUCAACACAGGCCUAACCUCGCGGUUCCCGGAGGUGAUUAAUUUCCGGGCGCUGACGGCCGAGGAAUGCGUCGCACUGAUGCUCCAGCUGUUGAAAAAGCAAAAGACGACUCUCAUGGAGAAGAGCAAGAAGCAGUUUGACAUUUCCUGCCUCGAAACACCCACCAUUCCGUUCAGACAGUCUUUGCUUCGGACAUUCCGGGAUCUCGCAGCCCAAGACAACUGGGCCAGCGCGCGGGAUGUCCAAGCCCUAUCGAAGAACAUCUUCAACCAGACGCUCCGCGACAAAGAGGGCCUGGCCCAGGGCAUCCUAGUCCUCACCGAGGCUAACACCAACCCACCCCCCACCAAAGUCACCACCCGCCCCAAACCAACCGACACCACGCACAAACCGCCCCCGCCCUCCCCCAUCCCCAAACGCGACGCCGGCGUCAGCGACAUCGUCUGGGCGCAGCUCCAGCACGACCGCCAGCUGCAGGAGCAGCGCGAGGCCGAGUACCAGCAGCUGAAGCAGGCGGCCAAGACCGCGAGCGACGCGGCGCGGGAUGCGAUCGUCAAGAGGUUGUUGGCGGAGGAGGAGGCGCGCAAGAAGGCGGAGGAGGCGAGGAGAAGGUUGAAGGCGAUGGGGUUGUGUCCGGCUGGGUAUGAGUGGAUUCAGCAGGUUGGGGGGUGGCGGUGUGCGGGCGGGUCGCAUUUUGUGAUGGCGGGGGAGGGGGGUUUGGGGGUGUGA